Messenger RNA from Teleopsis dalmanni, 2219 nucleotides. RefSeq names its product transmembrane protein 135-like. Lineage: Eukaryota; Metazoa; Arthropoda; Insecta; Diptera; Diopsidae. The record is from RefSeq and is a predicted model, not a curated record. The transcript has 6 exons. Bases 521 to 1903 code for a protein of 460 amino acids.
GCAGAUGUGGAAAUGUCAAAACACAAACCGAAAACGUAAAAACUGCGAUAACAACGACGACAUAAAAUGUAAAGUAAAGCAAAGAAUUUGUGAGUGAACGAUUGUACUUUUCUUUAAUUAUUGAAAUAAUAUCAUAAGCAAAGUGCAAAAAUUAAAUAAAAAUACUAACAGUGAAUAUAUGGAUGAAACAAAAGAAUUCUCUAAACCAUAGCUGGUGCAGUUUUCGGUGAUAAAUUACAUCCAUAUGCAUAGAACUUAAAAUGUGUAUAAAAUAUUGUAAACAAUACUGCAUUAUUGAUACAAAAACAUGCAAUUAAAAAUGCGAAAACGUGUUUAAGCUUUAAAUGCAAAAAACGUGCGUAUAAAAAAUUUGCUAAGCAGAAUUCUGUUAUCGCAUUGAAUAAUUAAAACAAAUCUAUUUGAAAUAAAAAAACAAAAUAUUAUCUGCCAUUAAACUUUAAAUAAGUUUAUUUUCGCGAAACUUCACCAUAAAUUAUUUACUUUAUAAAAGGAAAAGAGAAUGACGAAUGUACAAAGCAAGUUUCUGACUCCAGUGCUAUGCACCUGCCAAGAAUUUCAACAUCCAUGGACCAAACAUUGUGCAAAUGCUUCAGCUGGUCUGCUACUAGCAUCAAUACCAUAUUGCCUGCGCGUAUAUACAAUGGUAUAUAUGAUAUCGCUUAUGAUGCGACAUCGCAUACCUAAAAGAGACGAUCUCAUUAAGACAAUACGUGGGAUCUUGCAAUCCACAGCCUUUCUAUGUACAAAUGCCUUUUCGUUCAUAUUAUAUAAUUGCUUUAUACGUUAUCUGCUGGGUGGCUAUUACUGGCUUACAGUGUCAUUUGUGCCCGCAUUUUUCGCCAGCUUUACAGCACUUUUAGUUGAACGUCCAGAGCGGCGCUCUUUGCUCACGUUAUACGUUGCAAAUGUAGCGACAGAGACUAUUUGGAAUAUGGCUGAGUCACGUGGUCUCGUGCGCUCUAUACCACAUGGACAAACACUUAUAUUCGGUGUUAGCAUAUCAAUAUUACUUUAUCUAUAUCGAUUAGGUUUACAUAAAACCAGUUGUAAAGACUCAAUAUUUAAUAUAUUACGUAUAUUUGUGGGAAAACCAGAAGAGGGACCAAGAACAAUAGCAGAAGCUAAGCCUGAAACAAGUACAACGCAAUCGAGAACACCGCUCAAUUUAACUACAAUAAAUGGCAUAGUACAAGCUUAUGGACGUUUUAUUGAUACGCUUAAGAGUAAACACAAAUCAUGUCCACAUAAGGAGAGCUGUAUCAGUUAUGCUGCAUUCGGUGGACUGAAGCCUUUCAUUGGUGGUAUUAGCUUACAAGUAGCCCUAAAACUUAUAAUGAAUAUCAAGAAAAUUGUACAAAACAGAAUGAACUGGCGUAAGAGUAUAUUUAAUCGGGAGACGCUGAAAUUGGGAAUCUUUCUGGGCAGCUUCUCUUUAUUGUAUAAGUCUGUCUCUUGCUUACUAAGGCGCACUUUUGGUAAAGAUGAUCCACUUUUUGCUAUACCAGCUGGUCUUAUAGGCAGUAUAGCCUUUACACAAUAUCCCGACGUCACAGUUGCGUUAUAUGUUAUGUGGAAAACGUUACAAAUCGUUUAUAAUUACGGAAUUGAGAAAAAGGUUCUCCCUAAAGUACCUGGAUUUAAAAUAUUAUUAUAUUCUUUCUGCACUGCUGUACUAUUUCAUGCCGGCGUAUUAGAACCUAAGAAUCUGCGUUCAAGCUACUUUAAAUUCUUACAAGCUAUAUCUGGAGAGAGACUUAGUAACUUCAAUCUGGCACCAUUUGACGUUUACGGAAAUAACUCACAUCAAAAUGCGAGGGAGGUCAUCAAGAAUUUAAACAUUGUUACCAAAUCGAAUUUACCAAAAUUCGCCAUGACCUCAUAAAAAAUAUCUAGGGGCUACUUUAGCUCUAAACGAAAUUAACUUAGUUAAAUUAACUACAUAAUAUAAAGUAAAUAUUAAAUUUUUUGUAUUAAUGUAUUUGUACAUAAUUAAUUGCGUUAAUAUGUAAUCUUUGCACUUGGACGAAAUUAGAGUUGAAUUUUGCAAAAAUUGGGUUUAUGGGGAUUAAAGGUUUAUGGACCGUAGAACUAUGUUAUUAACUAUGUACGUACAUAGUUAAUAUGGUUUAGAAAGUAAAUAUUUGCAUACGAUAUAUAAAAGUAUGUUCCUUUAUAUGGAUUGUUUAUAUUUGUCCAUG